GUCUGUAGCUUCGCUUAAACUUCACCCUUGGCAAUGCCCAUGCUAAAGUCGGCUUUGUUCGUAUUUGCCGUUGCCACUGCUCAGACUACUGAGGUCUGCACUAGACUAUGCAACAUGUACGGCGACAAUGAGUGUCAGAAACUCCACAGGGAAUUGGAGUGUCGCGUUGACACGAAUGUAUGCCGCGAUCUCUACUUCAAGGAUGCUUCUCACACUACUACUUGCAUCGAUGGCGUUGAUAAGGGAUGUGGUUAUGGUGCUGCCAGCGACUCCGUUCCAUGCAGUACGGCACCUCCUAACUCCACCUGCGUCUCUGAGUGCAACAGACUUAAUAACGAUGCCUGCAAGAACCACCCUAAGGCCCGCGUUGAGUGCCGCUGUGACAGGUAUAUAUGUCGUAAUAUGUAUUACACUAACCAGCAGCGCACUGCCCUUUGUGUACAUGGUAUCGACAAGGGCUGCAACAGCGGUCUGCCAGUCUCGUGCCCUCCCGGCUCCUGUGACUAGGCGGCUAUCGAUAUGAUUCCUCCGUCUCAUUGUUAAAACUUCUCUAACGAAGUACUCUUUAUUUUUUCGCUUAAGAGUAGCAUACCAUUACUUCGUCAACAGAUGAAGCAUCUAUCGACGUAGUCGAGUAAUGAAGCUAUCCUUCCA
Molecule: messenger RNA, 654 nt
Organism: Perkinsus marinus ATCC 50983
Lineage: Eukaryota; Perkinsozoa; Perkinsida; Perkinsidae
Exons: 1
Coding region: 34-507 (157 amino acids)
Source: RefSeq, a predicted model, not a curated record